AUGGAUUUCAACUUUGCAAAAUUUUACCAUCAGCAAAAACUAUCGAACACCGAGGCCUCAGAUGAAGAUAUUGCCAAAUUAUACAUCUUACACCAAGCAAUGGAAAAAGAGAGCUUAAGUCCCGCUAAAGUGGCACCAAAACAUCAUCCUAAAUACGAAGAUAUGAUUCGAGCCGCUCUUGUCGCUUUGAAAGAACGUAAAGGAAGCAGCCGUCAAGCUAUUAAGAAAUACAUUUUGAAAACAUACAAACUUCCCGACAACUCAACUACAAAUAAUCGUUUCCGAUUGGCUAUCAAUAAAGGUGUCGAAAAAGGAAGUUUCUAUUUUCCCAAUGGCCCAAGUGGCACUGUCAAAAUUGUAAAGAAAAUACAGAUUAAGGAAGAAAAGGGAGAACCCGAGAAAAUAAAAAGCCCCAGCUCUUUUCAAAAUGGCCGAAGUGACACCAUUAAAAUUGCAAAGAAAGUGCAUAUUAAGAAAGAGAGGGAAGAACCCGAAAAAACGGAAACGCCCAGCUCUUUUCAAAAUGGCCGAAGUGACACCAUUAAAAUUGCAAAGAAAGUGCAUAUUAAUAUAGAGAAGGAAGAACCCGAAAAAACGGAAACGCCCAGCUCUUUUCAAAAUGGCCGAAGUGACACCAUUAAAAUUGCAAAGAAAGUGCAUAUUAAGAAAGAGAAGGAAGAACCCGAAAAAACGGAAACGCCCAGCUCUCUUUACAACG
Molecule: messenger RNA, 718 nt
Organism: Funneliformis geosporum
Lineage: Eukaryota; Fungi; Glomeromycota; Glomeromycetes; Glomerales; Glomeraceae
Source: the annotation of a GenBank genome assembly